AUGGCUUCUGAGGCUCCCACCCUCGCUGGCUCUUCUGCCGACAACCUGACGCCCGCCCAGCGUCUGGCCGAGAAGCACGACGACCACAAGCCCACAGUCGAGGAGGUUGUUGACGAGGAGGACAUCAUCCACCCUCCUCCUUCCGCCUCUGCCACUGCUUCGUCGUCGGCUGGUCCCUCGACUGCCGCCCCUACCCCCGCCCCCGAGUCCACUCCCGCUCCUGCUCCCAAGAAGCCUUCGGUCCUCGACACUCAAUCCGAGGAGCUCUUCCCCUCGCUCGGUGCCUCCAAGCCUCGCUCUUCUGCCGGCCCUUCGCCAUGGUCCAAGAAGCCUGCUGCUGUCGCUAAUGCCAAUGGCCUUCGCAAUGGUCAGGUCGCCAACAACGCUCCCACGCGCAGCUCCGCUCCUGCCUCUGGCCUUGCUACUCCCGCAUCCACUGCUGGUUUCCGCGGCGUCUCUCUUCCCGGUCGUCACACUGAGGCCAUCUCUUUUGCACCAUCUCAGCUCGCUCAAUCCAAGGACCUCAAGAAGCCCGUCUCUGAGAUCCUCCGCGACAUCAACAAGCGCUCGAAGGCCAAGGUUGAGAUGAGCCAAGGUGCAGGUGGUUCCUACGCUUUCAGAGCCACCGGCUCCACCCCCAACGAUGUUCGUGAGACUCUGAAGGAGGUCGCCCGCCAGCUCGGUUCUAGAGUUCCUGUCCCGUCUUCCGUUCGUGCUCACAUCAUCGGCCGCAAUGGUGCCAACAUCACCGCUCUCAGCCAAAAGACUGGUGCCAAGAUCCAAGUCCCCAAGAACGACGAUGCCAACACCUUUGACGACGACGACUCUGCCACCAUCGACGUCCUUAUUGAGGGCGAUGCUGUUGCUGCCGAGAUGGCCCGUCAAGAGAUUGAGAAGAUUGUCAACGAACGCACUUCGUCCAUCAACCUCCGUCUGAAGGACAUUCCUGCCGAGUUCUAUCCUUUCCUUGCUGGUGCCCACAACUCGCGUGUUGGCGACCUCGAGAAUGGCCGUGACUUGAAAGUCCAGAUUCCCCACUACCACACCUGGGUCGAGCAGGCUCCUCCUCAGCCCGCCGCAUACCGUCAGCCUCCUGCUUUCGUGCCUCAGGCCAGCCUGCCUAUCCAGAUUGCUGGCGAUCGUCUGGCUGCUAACGAAGCCCGCGCCCAGCUCGAACGCCAAGUUGAGCAGCUCAAACGCCAGCUUGUCUCAGACCAAGUCGCCAUUGAGCGUGGACGUCAUCAAUUCAUUGUUGGUGACAGAGGAACCUCUCUUCACGACUUCCUUGCCGAGACCGGCUGCGCUGUUAUCAUGCCUCCUGAUGCUGAGGACGACGAGAACCUGACCAUCGUUGGUCCCGCAGACAGACUCGACGAAGGUCUGAACAAGGUUAUGGAGCUUGCAUCCAGCAUGGCCAUGGCUAGUGUUGACAUCUCUCGCUCCUUCCCCAACGCUCCUCUUGGAGCCCAGGCUCACGCUCGCAACGUCACCAAGUACCUCCAACAGAGACGCGCCAUUCAGGAUCUCGAGCGCUUGUACAAUGCUCGUAUCGUCGCCAGCACUGCCCGCAAUGGCCCUACUGCUUGGGAGGUUUACUCCCGUGAUGGUAAGAACACCAUGAAGGCUCGCUCUGACAUCAUGAACCUCAUCAGUGGUCACCCUCCUACCCGUCUCAACCCUGUUCAGGUUCACCCCUUCUACCACCAGCACUUGCGUCAAUCAGCUGGUCCUCAGAUCCGUGACCAGUUCGGUGUGCACAUGGUUGUUCCCGAUGAAUCAGACAGCGAUGAUGAGAUUCUGCUCGUCUACGAGGGACCUUCUUCGGCUUCCGAAUACCAGCUACCGAGACGUCAGCCUGCUGCCAACGAGGCUCAAGACUUCGAGCGUGCCUUGAAGGAGGCUCAGCAGCACAUUCUUGGUCUGCUCAGUGGUCAGCAGGAAAUUGUCUCUCGCGAAGUUGAUGCUCCAUCCAAGUUCCACGACAAGAUCAGAAGACACGCCGAGCGUGAGCAGUCGAACCUUCCUUCAGGUCAAAUUCCCGUCCAGGUCUUGUUCGGUGGACAGGCUGCCCGUAAGGCACCUGCUCAGGGUCUUUCUGUCCGUGGUCCCAGUGACCGUGCUGAUGCACUUGUCGAAAGCCUGCUCGCUUUCAUCGAGCAAGAGAAGCAAGACGAGCUUGAGCGUGGUUUCACUCUCACUUUCGACUUCCCUCAGAAGUUUGCCAACAUCCUGAUUGGAAAGAAGGGUGAGAACAUCAGAAAACUUCGUGAGGAGUUCGAUGUCGACAUCCAAGUCAACGAUGGUAAGGUCGAGCUCAAGGGCCCUCAGGCCAAGGCAAAUGCUUGCAAGAGCCACAUCCUUGCUCUCGGCAAGAAGCUCGAGGACGAAGCUACACACGUUAUCAAGGUCAAGCCUCAGUACCACAAGGAUCUGAUCGGCACCAAGGGUAGCAUGGUCAACCGUCUUCAAGACAGAUACAACGUCAGAAUCAACUUCCCUCGCUCGAACAACACCGAGGAUGAUGACGCCGCUGAGGGUGAGACCUCGCGCAAGUCGAACCAGGCACCCGAUGAAGUCAUCAUCAAGGGUCCCAAGAGAGGUGCUGAUGAGGCUAGAGAGGAACUUCUCAACCUCCUCCAGUACACUAUGGACACAUCUCACACUGCCACCGUCUCAGUCCAGCAGAGCCAGUUGCCAUCCCUGAUUGGUUCUGGCGGUCGUGAGCUUGAUGCUCUUCGUCUUGCUACUGGCGCUCACGUCGACGUUCCCAACAACCGUGAGGCCGCUGAUGCUUCUGGACGUGUCGAAAUCAAGAUCAAGGGCUCCAAGAAGGCUGUUGAAGAUGCCAAGAAGCAAAUCGAAGAAGCUGCUAAGGUCUACGACUCAACUGCAACUCGCACUCUUGACGUCGAGAAGAAGCACCACCGCAACAUCAUUGGUGGUGGCGGUGCCAACAUCCGCAACAUCGUCAUCCAAGCCGGCGGCCCUGAUGACAGACAGAAGCUCGCUCGCAUGGUCCGCUUCCCUCGUGCCGAGGCUGAGGGCAACACUAUCCGCGUUGAGGCCAACCAGGCCAUCGCUGACAAGAUCAUCGAGGCCAUUCAGGCACAGGUUUCUGAGCUUGAGAGUCAGACAACACAGAUCAUCGAGAUUUCUCCUGAGAAGCACCCUAAGCUGAUUGGUCGUGGUGGUGACAUCAGAAAGAAGAUCGAGUCAGACUUCGGUGUACAGCUUGACAUUCCCAGACAGUCUGUCACUGGUGCCGAUCGCUCAAAGGUCAAGCUUAUUGGACGUGCCGAGAACAUUGAGAAGGCCAAGGAGCACAUUGCCACUCUCACAAAGGAUGCCGAGAGCACCGAUAUCCAGAUCCCUCUCAAGUUCCACCACGCCAUCGCCGACAACGGCCAAUUCUUCCGCCGUCUUCGUAGCGAUCUCAAGGUCUCUGUUGACCACAAGGGGCAGCGUCCUCCUCAGCGUCCCGAGGCACUCUCCACUCGCAAGGCAGGCUCUGGCAUGCCCUUGAUCACUGAUGAUGCUACUGGCGGCGCCUCUGAUGAUAACGUCUCGUGGGUUGUGCAUAACUUGCAUGAAAGCGCUCCCGAGGGCGAGAUCACCUGGGCCUUGUCAGGAGCCUCUCCUGAGAGCCUCGAGAAGGCCAGCGCCCGCGUCCAGAAGGCCCUUGCUGACGCUCAGAAGCUGACCCACGCUGGUUUCCUUGUCCUUCCCGACCCCAGCUCUUACAGAAGAGUCGUCGGUCCUCAGGGCAGCACCAUCAACGAUAUUCGUGCCAAGACCGGUACCAAGAUCCAGGUUCCUAAAGCUCAGAGUGGUGAUGAGGCCAUUGAAAUCACCGGCACCCAGGACGGUGUCGAGAACGCCAAGGAGAUGAUUCUUAACGCCAUCCAGGGUUAA
Molecule: messenger RNA, 3912 nt
Organism: Aureobasidium musti
Lineage: Eukaryota; Fungi; Ascomycota; Dothideomycetes; Dothideales; Saccotheciaceae
Source: the annotation of a GenBank genome assembly